CAAAGCCCUCAUAAUGACUAAUCUGCCGCUGUCGAUGACAAAUGCACUCAUUACAUUACUGACUUAGGCAGCUAGCCCUCAUGUCGACUGCACGUAGCUCGCUAGAGCGUUCGAUCAACCACCCAUAAUUUCUCGAAGUUGAUCUCAGUGAGUUUUUGGACCUUCUUAGAAAACUCACACAUCACAAUGAGAGCGAUUGGCGUGCAUGGCGGCAAAGGAAGUGCUGAUGCUCUUUUCAUUGAGGAGAUCCCGAUCCCGGAGCCGAAAUGUGGCGAUGCUCUGGUUAAAAUCAAAGCAUUCGGUUUGAACCGAAUGGAUCUACUUCAGCGGGAGGGCAAAUAUCCUGUUCCUCCGCAAGCCCCAAGUACCAUGGGUGUAGAGUUCUCUGGCGUGAUUGAGAAAGUUGGACCAGCUGAUGGCAACGGCUUUCAUGUGGGCGAUGAGGUUUUCGGUCUGGCGUAUGGUGGUGCAUAUGCCGAGUACAUCGCUGUAUCCACAAACAUGUUAAUACAUAAGCCAUCCGAAAUGACAUGGAUAGAGGCAGCAGGGAUACCGGAGACAUGGAUAACAGCCUGUCAAGCCCUGUACUUGAUUGGUGGUCACAUCCCAGGCAAAUCUGUUCUCUGGCAUGCUGGAGCAUCAUCAGUCUCGAUAGCUGGAAUUCAGCUCGCACUAAAUAGUGGUGCAUCUGCUGUUUAUGUAACUGCCGGGUCCCAGGAGAAGCUCGACUUCUGCGUUCGUCAACUAGGUGCUACCGCGGGGUACAAUUACAGGGAUCGCAGUUGGGCUUCCGAUAUCUUGGAUGCGACCAAUGGUCGUGGCGUUGAUGUUGUGAUCGAUUUUGUUGGUGCGACACAUUUUCAGGGCAACCUGAAUGUAGCGGCGAAAGAUGCUCACAUUGUCCAAUUGGGGCAAAUGAGCGGAUCAGUACUCCCUGCUAAUAUUGACAUCAGUGGUAUUUUGAUGAAGCGGUUGAGGAUUGAAGGCAGCACACUACGCAGCAGAGAUGAACAAUAUCAGAAAAAAUUGCGUGAUCUCUUGGUUAAUCAAGCGCUGCCGAAGUUCAAGAAUGGGGCCUUCAAAGUCUAUGUGGAGAAAGUUUUUCCAUUUGAGGAAAUUGCUGAGGCUCACAAACUGCUUGAGAGCAACCGAACCAAAGGCAAAAUCGUCUGCACCAUCAACUAACUAGUCUGAACAUCGGCCAGUCACUUGUGAUCUGACGCAGCUCAAGUUAGGCGUUCGUAAAUAUUCAGCUAUCUACAAAGCUAGUCAAGAAGACAUCCGCAGCUGUGCUGUACCACUACUUCUCAUGAAAGUUUAUGGAAUCUAUUCGAUAGGAUUCCAGAAGUACUACCCUCCUUGGCAAAUUAGAA
This is a messenger RNA of Aspergillus saccharolyticus JOP 1030-1, 1373 nucleotides long. RefSeq names its product NAD(P)H-quinone oxidoreductase. Gene Ontology annotation, molecular function: oxidoreductase activity. The record is from RefSeq and is a predicted model, not a curated record. Bases 187 to 1185 code for a protein of 332 amino acids. Lineage: Eukaryota; Fungi; Ascomycota; Eurotiomycetes; Eurotiales; Aspergillaceae. The transcript is spliced from 4 exons.